Nicotiana attenuata is the source of this 474-nucleotide messenger RNA. RefSeq lists its product as uncharacterized. The coding region runs from base 1 to 474 and encodes 157 amino acids. NCBI's taxonomy places the organism in Eukaryota, Viridiplantae, Streptophyta, Magnoliopsida, Solanales, Solanaceae. The transcript has a single exon. The record is from RefSeq and is a predicted model, not a curated record.
AUGCUCUUCUUCAAAGUUAGGAGGUUGAUGGAGCAAUCUAGGGAAAGGAAGCGAGAUUUACAUAUGGUGUUCAUCGACUUAGAGAAGGCGUACGAUAAAGUGCCGAGGAAGGUGUUGUGGAGAUGUUUGAAGGUUAGCGGCGUACGUGUUGCAUACAUUAGGGCUAUUCAAGACGUGUACGAUGGAGCUAAGACUCGGGUGAGGACAGUGGGAGGGGACUCUGAACACUUCCCGGUUGUCAUGAGGUUGCAUCAGGGGUCAGCCCUUAGCCCCUUUCUGUUUGCCCUGGCAAUCAACGCACUAACGUGUCACAUUCAAGGGGAGGUUCUGUGGUGUAUGUUAUUUGCAAAUGACAUUGUACUGAUUGACGAGACACGAGGUGGUGUUAACGAGAGGUUAGAGGUUUGGAAGCAGACUCUCGAGUCUAAAGGUUUCAAGUUGAACAGGACAAAAACAGAAUACUUGGAGUGCUAG